AUGCCACUGAUAAGCACUUUUAGGUCGCUCAUUGUCUUCGUGGAAAAUCAGCAGCCAUCUGCAUCUGUAGCUAGAGCAGCUAGCUCCGACUCGCCGUCGGAAUCACAAGUAGCUCGUGGAACCCCUGAGAUCGGAUCGUUCUACGUGUGGUGCAAGACAUGUAACGAUAUCCGAAGGGGUAAACUGCGAGUCUACUGUAGUGAGUGCGCAUCAUCGGCAGUAUUGGUUAGAACAGAACCAUCUUGUUGGCGAGAUGUCACUCGUAGCAAACAGAUACAAGUGGACUGUGAAGAGUGCAAGUCAGUGGAAUAUGCCGUGUUUAGAUUCAAGUGCGUCAAGUGCAACGAGAUUGGAGCUGUAUUAUCGCAUAUCUCUGGAAACUGGGAACAUGUGGAAUGCAGUGUGUGCUUGGAUGAGCAUAACACGUAUUUGUUCGACUUGGGCUGUCAUCAUAUGGUCUGCCGCCAAUGCUUUGUGGAGUGCUUGAAUGUGGCUUUGGAAGAGACAAAGUUUGUCUUUCGGCCACCUUAUGGAUACACUAUCACAUGUCCAUAUCCAGGAUGUGAACGCUGCAUAACGGAUGUCCAUCAUUUUCACGUCUUGGGUGAUGAAAAAUAUGAGAGGUAUCAGAAAAUUGCAGCAGAGAAACUGGUUGCGAUGGACGAUCAAGGUGUGUUCUGCCCAUAUCCAGACUGCAGUGCUUCAUUCUUUUGGGAAGUGGAAAAUGACGAUGGCAAAACUUCGUGUCCGGAAUGUUUGCGACUAUUUUGCAGGUAUAAACCACGGCAUUUUAUUUUGAAAAGAAAAAUGAAAAAUUUGUAA
This is a messenger RNA of Cylicostephanus goldi, 822 nucleotides long. Lineage: Eukaryota; Metazoa; Nematoda; Chromadorea; Rhabditida; Strongylidae. The record is from the annotation of a GenBank genome assembly.